This is a messenger RNA of Anisakis simplex (herring worm), 264 nucleotides long. NCBI's taxonomy places the organism in Eukaryota, Metazoa, Nematoda, Chromadorea, Rhabditida, Anisakidae. The record is from the annotation of a GenBank genome assembly.
AUGACGCAAAUGAGUAAUACGACUGAUGAUAUGAGUAUGUUGAGUGUAAAUACGCAGCUUACGGAUGUGCAUAAAAUUAAUGAAUUGCGAGCUGCACAACAUUCAUCAGCUCCUUCUUCGUCAUCGUCGUGUGUCGAGAAUGUCGAUCCGAAUAAACGAGAGGAAUACGCGAAAGCGAUUGAUAAUUAUUUGGAUAAAAUUAAUGCGAAUAUUAAUACGAAUGAUAAGGUUAUUAUUAUACCUUUUGUUGUGCAUUUGAUAUGA